AUGGCCUACAUCUCAGCGAGUGAUGGUUCGCUGCAGCCAGUGUUCCUGGCAGUCAUGUCAUUCUUGCUACUACUGUCAACAACCAGCGUUCUUCUAAGGCUAUAUUGUCGCAUUUUCCUGGUGCACAAGGUCGGUCCUGAUGAUUAUCUUAUCCUGAGCGGGUUGAUAGUUACGAUUGGAAUGGGAAUCAUGAAUGGAUUCCACAUCAGUUACGGAACAGGACGACACAUUGCAGAUCUGCCUCUCGACAAGAUCCUCGUCCCGACACUGAAGCACUGGUAUGUGUACCAGCUGGUCUACCCACUUUCCAUCGGACUCGUCAAGUUCAGCAUCUUGGCGCAAUACUAUCGGAUCUUCGCUGUCAAUCGCUUCCGGAAAUGUGUCAUUGGAGUGGGCCUCUUUGUAUUCGCGUAUACCAUCAUUGUGGUCUUCGUCAAUGCCUUUGAAUGCCGCAGUAAACCAUGGAGAGCAUGGGACCCAUCAUUCCCUGAGGGAUGCAACGAUCUACACGCUACAUACUUUUCAACAGCGGGAAUCAACAUCCUAACAGACCUUAUCAUCCUAGUGAUACCAUUGCCCCUGCUUAUGAAGCUGAACCUGCACCGUCGAAGAAAGUAUGCGCUCAUCGCCAUCUUCCUUAGCGGAACAUUCGCAUCCGCAGCCUCAAUCGUCCGUCUAAACGGUCUAUACAAAUACACCGUCACAAAAGACGUCUCCUACGACGCAAUCCAGAUCCUCUUCUGGUCCCAAAUAGAAGUCAACGUCGCCAUAAUCUCCGCCUCAGCCCCGUCCCUUCGACCCAUGUUCGCCACAAUCUUCAAAAGUUCAUCCUACGCCCGCUCCUACGGCAACGCCUACAACGGCCCAUCUAAUAAUAUCUACGGGGCCUACGGGACGAGAUCUCAGAACCGGAGAACGAUGAGAUCCGGGACUGUGGGGGCCAUUGAGCUUAGUUCUCGAGAUGAUGAGAAUUAUAAUGGAGUGGAGGUGAAUAUUUCGGGGUCUAAUGCGGGGAAUGGUCGUCACGGUAGUGAGGAGAGGAUUUUGGGACCGAAUUCGAAUAUUACCAAGACGGUUGUGGUUGAGAUGAAAAGUGAGCACUUGAAAUGA
Penicillium cataractarum is the source of this 1110-nucleotide messenger RNA. RefSeq lists its product as uncharacterized. Lineage: Eukaryota; Fungi; Ascomycota; Eurotiomycetes; Eurotiales; Aspergillaceae. The coding region runs from base 1 to 1110 and encodes 369 amino acids. The transcript is spliced from 5 exons. The record is from RefSeq and is a predicted model, not a curated record.